Molecule: messenger RNA, 2049 nt
Organism: Puccinia graminis f. sp. tritici CRL 75-36-700-3
Lineage: Eukaryota; Fungi; Basidiomycota; Pucciniomycetes; Pucciniales; Pucciniaceae
Exons: 2
Coding region: 1-2049 (682 amino acids)
Source: RefSeq, a predicted model, not a curated record
AUGCCUUCCGACUUCGCCACACAAAUUGGUGUGACAAGACUUCCUAACCUCACUGGGGAUGGCCGCGAUGGUUUUCCAUCUCGUGCUCAACACGAUUGGUGUGUUGCGCAGUACCUUGGCGAGAUGUGCGAAAAGAAAAGAGGAAAGGCUUUGAUUGACAAAAAUCUCUACGACCGCAUCCUGGCCGUAUGCUUCGAUGACAGUAACAAGAAGACCGAGACCGCCCAGUUCCGCUGGUGGGUACGCCGGACCUUCAAGCUUUACUCUGAGCCUCAUGGUCAUUAUUUGAUGCACGAAAAUCGUCCGAUUGCGGUCAAAGAACAAAUCUACGACAUCCUUGUCUAUGCGCAUGCUGAAUGCGGACACGGCGGUCGGGAUAAGACGUCGGCCGCAGUUCGGCGAUACUUCUCCUGGAUCCCGAAGGAUGUCGUUUCCCGCUUUGUUUCAGUCUGCCCCGGGUGCCACGCUCGUACGCAGAAAGACGAUGAGUACUUCAGCAACAAGGGAGUCGAUGGAUACUAUCCCGUCCACGAUAAAGUCCGUCAAAUGUCAAUCGAUAGCAGAAGAUCAAGCGUCGAUGACUAUAAGCACACCUCACCUUAUCAACCACUCUUGGCAGCUGGUAUGGUUAAGAUCCUCAAAGCCAUUGAAGGAGCUAGAGCUUUUCUUCCUCUGUCGGACCAAAACCCACAGAUGGUACACGCCCCAUCUGCAAGCACCACCAACGUUAUUCAAAGCAAUUACCUCCCCAUUCCUGGUACGCAUCUACUCAACUUCACAUCGGGAAGCAACUGUCCUUCGCCUUUGAGUUUGCCACAAACACCUCACAGAUCUAUUCCAAGCCCUGCAAACUACUCCGGCCCUGAUGGAUCGGCAUCAGGUGUUUACCGUGAAAGUUUUCCUGGCCCAGUCGAGAUGAAUCCGUAUUUCGGAUCAAGUUAUUUGAAUGUACCCCAAUCUCUUGGUGUACCGAACUAUCAAGCGCGGUCUUUGAGUCUUCCAGCCGUCGGUAUGAAAGGUCGCUCGUCGUUAGAGCAAGAGUUCAUUGGAAUUCCCACAUCAUCAAAUCCUGAAAUAUUCACCGGCCGUAUUGUUAACGCGAGGAGUAAGUCCCAGUGUUCCCCCUUCCCACAUAUCGCCAAACCCCCUCGGCCAAGCGUAGGACGUAAACUGUCCUCCAAGUCAAAGGAAUACAAGAAGAUGGUUCUUCCAGAGACCUAUGUCCCAUCGGCAGAUAUCUAUUGUCCUACUUCCUACUAUGGCUCUCAGUCCUCAGCUCAGAGUUUGUCAAACUCGGAAGAUGAUGGCAACAGCAAAUCAACCUUCUCAUCGCCCCCAACUUACCAAACCAUGUUGCAGUAUCAAGGAAACUUCCAGGAUUACUCGCUAUCACAGAGCUCAAACCAAGAGCUGGAAAACCUUCAACCUCUUGACCUUCACCAGCAAGUAGGACCUUUCGGCGAAUACGCCUCGGAACAUUCGGUACCUGACUUUUCAGCUCUCAGCAACCUACCCAUAUCUCAUCUGAGCUAUAUGGACCCAUACAAUGCGGACGCCUUCUUGUCAGGAGUCCAGGUUCCCGAGAGCUGGAACAUUGGUACCGAUGGUAUUUGUGACUACAUGCUCCCGGAUCUGUUGAACAGCCAGCUCUUCGACAACUCCCCCACCGAUUACUGCACCCUCGUCAACCUACAAACACCCGGAGCUCCCACUGACGCACUCGGCAAUGAUGCACAACUUGAAUCAUCCACCUUUCCUGCCCUCGAUUCAUGGUCUUCUGGUUCUGGAUCUCAAGAGCUUUAUAACAUGCCCGACCCGUGCUACCAGACCCUUUACCUUCCAAUCAAUCAAGCUAAUGCCGACCUUUUCCAACUGGGCCCACAAACUAUCCCUUCUGAUAUCGACACACACCAUCAAGGCCUCACUUUCCCCAACAACGACUGCUUCAAGAACCUUUCAACUAUGGAGCCUUCUUCAAGCUACCCUCCUAACAGCUUAGGAAUCAACUUCCCCGAUGAGUUUCAAUUCGGCCCUAAUCCCAUCUAUUGA